AUGCUAAGAAGCAGUAUUACUCAAUCCACUAGUAAAAACACUAGUAGAAUAUUAAAUUCUCUGAUUAACAAACGCUACAAUAAUACUAUUUCCUCCAAGGGUAAAAUAUUAAGUGUUUCCACUAACAACUCCGGGUUUACAACUGUUGAAUUUCUUCCACCCAGUAUUCCCGGCACAAAUGGUGCCAAUAAAGGCUCUGCUACAAAUAUCAAGCCACUAAAGGUUUGUUUAAAUAAUAUCUUUCUAAGAGAUGCUUCAAAAUCACCUAAUUCAGUUAAUCCGGUGACAAAACAAAAGUUGUUUAAUACAGGGAGCCUAUUGAAAAACAUUGGGUUCCAUUGUCAGCCUAAGAGAAUCCAAGUUUCGGAGUGUGGUGGGUUUGUUAACAUUGAAUGGAACGAUGGAGAUAAAUUUAUGUAUCCAUAUAGAUUUUUUGUCAAAUAUUCUGGUUCUUCCGAAAUCUCAAAAUUAAAAGAUAAUAAAAUAUUCCCUCAUAGACAAAUAUUGUGGGAUUCUACAAAAUUGCAGCAACAGAUGACUACUGAUGACGGGUUGACCGUGGAUUAUGAAAAGUUUAUGAACGAUGACUAUGUUCAAUAUUUGACGUUAUUAAACAUGAAUAAGUAUGGUUUGGCGUUUAUCAAAAAUGUGCCAGCUGUGAAUAGUAGUAGCAAUUCACCUGAUAAUGACUCCGUUUUGGUUAGCAUAGUUGACAAAAUUGGUGGUUUUGUUGUUCCAACAGUGUACGGCAACGUUUUUAAAUUUGAUGCAACAAACACCGACACUAAUACACAUACAAAUAUUGCAUUUUCUGAGGGCAAGUUACCCUUACACAAUAGUCUAACAUAUUUGGAAAAUACCCCUGGCUGGCACUUGUUACAUUCAAUUAAAAAUGUUGGUGAUGAAUUGGAAGGUGUAAAUUAUUUUGUUGAUGGAUUUAACGCUGCUAAAUACGUUCGUGAAUUGGAUACAGCUGCAUAUCAAGCUUUGACGAAUGUUCCGAUUAACUUCCGUUUCAGACAAGGUGACAGGAGAUAUUAUCAAUCUAAGCCACUCAUCCAAGAGCAUGAAUCUGAUAAUAAUAAUGUUUUGUUGUCUUCAUACAAUGAACUUAUUAAGGAAAUCAAUUAUUCGCCACUAAACCAAGCACCAUUUACAUUUGGGAUUUGGAACAAAGGCACGAACGGCGAUGCAGUUGUUACAGAUAAAAAUAAAUUAACACAACGAUUUGAAUUUGAAGAUUUCUUACGGGGUUUGGAGACUUUUGAAGAUUUUAUUGAUAAGCCUGACAAUCAAUUCCGAAUUAAGACACCAUCCAAUACGGUGGUCAUUUUUAAUAACAGACGUGUUUUAGCAGGUAGAAGUGGGUUCGGAAAGAGUAACAGGGUUAUGAACGGCUGUUUCAUGGAUAACGAUCCUACCAUUAGUAGACUAAUUUAUUUGGAGGAAAAGUAUGGUAAGAAAAACUUGACCUGA
This is a messenger RNA of Saccharomycodes ludwigii, 1476 nucleotides long. It is a transcript of the gene AIM17, whose product is annotated as Aim17p. Gene Ontology annotation, cellular component: mitochondrion. Gene Ontology annotation, biological process: carnitine biosynthetic process. Bases 1 to 1476 code for a protein of 491 amino acids. The transcript has a single exon. Gene Ontology annotation, molecular function: oxidoreductase activity. NCBI's taxonomy places the organism in Eukaryota, Fungi, Ascomycota, Saccharomycetes, Saccharomycodales, Saccharomycodaceae. The record is from RefSeq and is a predicted model, not a curated record.